AUGCCGGUACGACCACCCCUUCAGCGAUGCACUGUUCGACCACUCCGGGGCGUACUUGUCCAUCGCCCGCGGCCGAAAAUAUUACCGUUGGAAGCUGCAGUGAUGCUUGGAGAACCGCACGCCAUCGCAGCGUCGUUUCUCCUCCACGCUCACAUCUCCACAGCUCGCAAUGUUUCCAUCGUUCGUGCGAAAAAGGCUAGUAUUCGAGCCUCAAACAACAUGAGUGACUGCCUGCAGCGUGUUCUUUCAUGUGGUUUGUCGAGAGAUGUUCUCCUUUGCGCGUGUGCCGCCGCAGCAACACCACCGGAACUAUUGCCACCGCUUGUGCAGCGUCACGUGCGUGCGCCGCGUGAUGGAAAUGUUGUGGUGUUAUCAUCGGCUGAAUGGAGGGCAUUCUUCUUGUCAAUGCUGCGCGCUAUUCACAGCACGGCAGCGGGGAGACUCGAAUUUUCUUCUCUUGCGCUGUUGUGCGCCACCUGUCUCGCGCCGUCCGUGCGAUUAGGCGACCAACUCGCUCGAGCGUACUGUGGGUUCACUGGUGAAAUAGAGAGGAAUGGGGCUGUUUGUGCCAACAGUUUCGGUAGUACCGGUAGUGGCAGAGCGGCUGACGGUGUUGUGGCCUUUGCUGCAUGUUGCACGAUGAUGAAUAUCUCUGAAGGGAUGGAAAGUCGUGACACCGCUUGGAUGAGGUUGUGGGCUGACGUGCAGCCAACUUUGCAGAGCGGUUGUGGUGAUGAAGCAACGACGAUGAUGCCCAAUGAAAGUUGGAUUCGAUGCCAAGAGUUACAUCUUGAUUGUCUGCUACGUACGGGGCGACAUGAGGACAUUCGGAAAGUGUUGAGUCCCGAUAGCCUAGUGACUAAGCAGUUCCACCGCAUGUCUGAUGAUACUCUUGCUCAGCUGUUUGUUCAACCCUCACUUUGCGACACCGUGCGCUUCCGUGUUCUCCGAGCGCUGCUGGAUGUUAGUCGUGCAAAAAGUGAGGCCUUAGUGGCCCUUCAGCGAUCACCCUUUUCAAGGAACAGCCACCUACCUAGUGUUACGCGUAGUGCGCGUAUGGUCGCCGCGCUGCUCCGCUGCCUGAUUGUGGAAGCCCGCGACCAGCCGUCGUCCUCCAGAAAUUCAUGUCUGUUCAGUGAUGUUGAAGCACUGUGUAAAAUGUGCAACUCGUAUGCCCUCGCCCAAUCAUUACUUCCCUAUGCUGAUGGCAGUAACGGCAGUGGUGCUGAUAGGACCGGAGUUAUCGCAUUGCUGAUGAAAGCAACACGUGAUGAGUACCGGUCACGAUGCCUCGCAGAGUUUGUUGCUGCCAUCAGUGAUGCCGUGGCGUUUGCCCGUGACUUUGCCCGGCGAGGAGAUGAACUGGCGUCGGCAAUGGUGCACGCAUGCGCAGCUGUUCUUACCAACUUAUUUACCUUAUGUUCUCCCUGCCGAGCGAAGCAUGACGGACACAGAGCGAACAGUAGCGGCAAAAGGCGAGCGAAGCCCGCCUGGCGUCUACGGCUGGAGCGGGACGAAGCCGUGCGAUCGCACAAGUACGAGUUGCUUCCCGGAGAGUUGCCGCAUGGAGCGCUAAGCCAUUUCAUCGCAAUGCUUCUGGCUGAUGGAUUCGUCCUCGACGGGGGAAGUUUGGGAGCCAACCUGGCCGCGGCAGAUUUUCUCGAUUUGAACUUUUACUCACUGCAGUUACUCGGUUCUCUCUACCAUGCUACGCGGGCUAUCGGUGAAGGUCAGGAGUUAGCCGACGUGGUUGGCGUCGUGGAGUCUCUUUACCGCAGACGACGGCAGGUGUUUGGUGAGGAUGGUGUUGCGUUACUAUGUGCACGCUGUCAGAUAACGACGCUGGUCAGGCAAAAAACUGGAGGUAACUUAGGUGAAGGCAGCAGUGGUGAUGCGGCACCAUCAGGUGUGAAAGUUAUGCGAAAGAGGAUGUCAUACCUCAGACCGGGUGCAGCAGACCUUGAUUUCUUGCGCAGUCGCUCGGUGAUUGCCGCUGGGGGAGCUUUCGCUGUGGACUGUAGUGUUGGUGUGUGGCUUCGGAAAGCCACCGUGCAAGUGGAGGCCUAA
Trypanosoma brucei brucei TREU927 is the source of this 2067-nucleotide messenger RNA. RefSeq lists its product as hypothetical. The record is from RefSeq and is a predicted model, not a curated record. NCBI's taxonomy places the organism in Eukaryota, Euglenozoa, Kinetoplastea, Trypanosomatida, Trypanosomatidae. The transcript has a single exon. The coding region runs from base 1 to 2067 and encodes 688 amino acids.